Messenger RNA from Odobenus rosmarus divergens (Pacific walrus), 2361 nucleotides. RefSeq names its product collagen beta(1-O)galactosyltransferase 2 (gene COLGALT2). The coding region runs from base 1 to 1881 and encodes 626 amino acids. Lineage: Eukaryota; Metazoa; Chordata; Mammalia; Carnivora; Odobenidae. Gene Ontology annotation, molecular function: procollagen galactosyltransferase activity. The transcript has 12 exons. The record is from RefSeq and is a predicted model, not a curated record.
AUGGCUGCGCACCGCGCAGCCACCCUUGCCUGCUCGCUGCUGCUCCUGUCCGCCGCUCUGCUCCGCCGCGGCUGCCGGGCGCGCUUUGCCGCGGAGCCCGACUCGGAGCACGACGAAGAGGAGCCGGAGGUUUUCCCCGAGUCGCCGGUUCAGAGACCCACGGUGCUAGUGGCCAUCCUCGCCCGCAACGCUGCGCACGCGCUGCCUCACUUCCUCGGCUGCCUGGAGCGGCUGGACUACCCUAAGAGCAGGAUGGCCAUCUGGGCAGCCACUGAUCACAAUGUGGAUAAUACAACAGAAAUACUCAGGGAGUGGUUGAAAAAUGUACAGAGAUUCUAUCACUAUGUCGAGUGGAGGCCUAUGGAUGAACCAGAAUCUUACCCUGAUGAAAUUGGACCAAAGCAUUGGCCAGGCUCCCGUUUUGCCCAUGUGAUGAAACUACGGCAGGCGGCCCUUCGAACUGCGAGGGAAAAAUGGUCAGACUAUAUUCUGUUCAUAGAUGUCGACAACUUCCUGACUAAUCCACAGACCCUCAAUCUAAUGAUUGCAGAAAACAAAACCAUUGUGGCACCCAUGCUGGAGUCUCGGGGCCUGUACUCUAAUUUCUGGUGCGGAAUCACACCUCAGGGCUUCUAUAAACGCACCCCAGACUACCUUCAGAUCAGAGAAUGGAAGCGGAUGGGCUGCUUUCCCGUUCCCAUGGUUCACUCCACCUUCCUAAUUGACCUCAGGAAGGAGGCCUCUGACAAGCUGAUGUUCUAUCCCCCGCACCAGGACUAUACCUGGACCUUUGAUGACAUCAUCGUCUUUGCCUUCUCCAGCAGGCAAGCAGGCAUCCAGAUGUACCUCUGCAACCGAGAGCACUAUGGCUACCUGCCCAUCCCCCUGAAGCCCCAUCAGACCCUGCAGGAGGACAUCGAGAACCUCAUCCAUGUGCAGAUAGAAGCGAUGAUUGACGGUCCUCCAGUGGAACCCUCCCAGUUUGUUUCAGUUGUCCCUAAAUAUCCAGACAAGAUGGGAUUUGAUGAGAUUUUCAUGAUCAACCUCAAGCGCAGAAAGGACAGGCGGGACCGGAUGUUACGCACCCUGUACGAGCAAGAGAUUGAGGUCAAGAUCGUCGAGGCUGUGGAUGGAAAAGCACUCAACACAAGUCAGCUGAAGGCCCUGAAUAUUGAAAUGCUGCCUGGAUAUCGAGAUCCCUACUCCUCUAGGCCUCUCACCAGGGGUGAAAUUGGCUGCUUUCUCAGCCACUACUCUGUCUGGAAAGAGGUGAUUGACCGAGAGCUGGAGAAGACUCUGGUUAUUGAGGAUGAUGUGCGCUUUGAACAUCAGUUUAAGAAGAAGCUGAUGAAGCUGAUGGAUGACAUUGACCAGGCUCAGCUGGAUUGGGAACUGAUUUAUAUUGGCAGGAAGAGGAUGCAGGUGAAAGAGCCCGAGAAAGCGGUACCCAAUGUGGGAAAUCUGGUCGAAGCUGACUACUCCUAUUGGACGCUGGGCUAUGUCAUCUCUCUGGAAGGAGCACAGAAGCUGGUUGGAGCCGAUCCCUUUGGGAAGAUGCUGCCAGUGGAUGAGUUCCUGCCCAUCAUGUACAACAAGCAUCCUGUAGCUGAGUACAAGGAGUAUUAUGAAUCCAGGGACCUGAAGGCCUUCUCCGCCGAACCCUUGCUCAUCUACCCCACACACUACACAGGCCAGCCGGGGUAUCUGAGUGACACGGAGACCUCGACCAUCUGGGACAAUGAGACAGUGGCCACCGACUGGGACAGGACCCAUUCCUGGAAGUCCCGGAAGCAAGGUCACAUCCACCGCAAUGCCAAGAACACAGAGGCCCUGCCGUCACCAACCUCCCUGGACGCUGUGCCUUCGAGGGAUGAGCUAUGAAGGCUCCGUGGGGGAUUCACCACCCUUGAUUUUUCUAACGGGCUAUUCAUCUGUUUGCUCCAGCUUCUUCUAGUGGUCACAGUCCUCUAACCAAAGUGGCCUACUGUGAUUGAGCAAAAUUAAUAUAUUCUUGACAGGGGAGGAUAAGAAGGAAACUUAACCUAAAUUUCCUAAGAUGGCUAGAAGAUAGGCUUUAUGGCAACCAUCGAGAUAAACUUCAAUCCAGAUACCUAGCCCUUCAGUCUUCAUUCGUGUGAUACUGCUUCCUACAUUAAGGAUGAACAGUAUGGCCCAGAGACUCAUCCCUGAGAAAGGCAGUCACAUCAAUAAAUGCGCAGGCAAGGCAGUCGAGCCAACUGGACCACAUCCGUUGGUCUCGUGUGACCUUGAAAACUUGUGUAUGUAACAAGUUUGCGAGGGAGGGGGGUCAAAUCAUUUAAAAGCAAAUUAAUUGGGCUUUGGUUUAAAGGAAUUCUCUCA